GAUUUUCACUUAUCAUAGAAUUUAUCUUUAAAUCUUGUGUGAAAUUGAUUUAUCUAACAAUGUGGAAUGAUUUGAACCUUACCAGGCCACUACAAGAUAUUUGUGAAUAUUCUUAUAACAGCAAGAAAGAUGCUGCCUUAAUUGAUAGUCUGCCUGACUUAAUAAGCAUAUUAACAUCAUCAGCAGAGAUAUUAACUACAGAGCAUCCAAUAUGGGAAGAAGUCAAGAUAUAUAGAAAUCUUCAAACAAAAUACAAAAGAAUCUUACAUUGCGAUAAGUGCUUGCAAUAUCUUCAAAGAGUUAGCACUUGCCUAAGAAAGAUGGUAUUGUUGGAUCUAUCUUCAGUUUAUCUAGAUAUGGCUGAUAAACUUAUAAUUGAAAUUCAAAGUAAGAAAGAUGCAACUUAUUUUCUGCCAUCCCGUCAACAAUUAGAGUUUGUACUUAUUCGAACACAAUCAGCUGCUAAACUUAUAUGUGAAUCUUUGCACUAUUCAAGAGAAACAUUCUGUUAUUUGAUUCAAAGAUUAAAAGUAGGCCACUUAAUCAUAAAUUUAAUGAUGGCUACUUCAGUCACAGCUAGACUAAACAUUGUAUUCAGAGGCUUGCUAGUGCAAAUUUAUAGUGCUUAUAAGAAAAUCUAUGCAUGGAGACAAAAGUUGAAACAAGGAGGAUGGGAAUGGUCUAAACCUUUAGAACUGCCCGAAGAUUUAGAAUCAUGGAUCAAUCUUGAAGAUUCUGAAUAUGUGAAGCCAAGACAUUUGCCCAAAGAAGAACUGGAUUUUCUAACUACAAUAUUUGACAAAAAUUUACUUUCUGGUAAAGGUGAUCAAAAUGGCUAUUCUGAACCAGUCAAUGAAGAUAGUAUGAUUCUUGAAAAUGCUGAUGAUCAUGGAGGUGAUCAAAAUGGCUAUUCUGAACCAGUCAAUGAAGCUAGUAUGAUUCUUGAAAAUGCUGAUGAUCAUGGAGAGCUAGUUGAAAGAUCUGAAGUAGAAAUUUUAGAACCUCCGCAAUCGAGUAUCAUGGAAGAUAUCGAAACAGCUCAAUCAACUUCAUCUGAUGAACAGCAAGCAAGUUCUGAGAAACAGCAAAAGUUUUCAAAAGCUCAAAAAGUACUGCUAAAGAGAAUAAAAAGAGCCGAAGACAUAAAGGAGCUGAAAGUUAUUUGGGAAAAUCUAGAUUUGUCUGCACAAAACUUGUUACUUCAAGCUGUGACUCCCGUAAAAAUCAGACUCAUUGAUAAAAUGUUUUUAAAAGCAAGGCGAAAAAUAUCUGUGCUGAAAAAGUCAAGUGUCACUGAAAGUGAAAAAAAGAGUGACAGGGAUAAUAUAAUUAAUCUAACUCGCUUAAAAUUUGCUACAUUUCUUGGCCUACUUCAUCAGCCAAAGGAAAAGGUUAAAAAGAAUACUGCAAUGGUGAUAAAACCAGUGAAAACUGAAGAAGCUUUGAUUGAGCUGUAUAAUACUAUUUAUUUUAAAUUACAAUCCGCUCAAAAGUAUGAUAAAUGUGCAAAACUUAAAAAGAUUUUCAAAAAGAGGAAAGCUGUUAUGAAAAUUUUAGAGGAAAGUGGAGAAGAAAAAGUUAUAAAAAAAUUAAUACUGAAAACUUCAAAAUUGUUUAUUUCUGAUUUUUUGUAAUUAAAGUUUUUUGUUAAUAAUUUUUUAAGAUAUUUUUCUCUGAAACUUGUGCAUAAAAGUGAUUUAAACUAAUUUUAGGUAAAUAAUUUUGUUAGAUUUAUAAGUUGCAUUUUUUUUACAUCAAUAUUUUGACUACAAAUUUUUUUAAAAUUCUGAUUAUUAUUUAAUUGUUACUUCAAUUAUUGUAUGAAUUUAUGUUUUAAUUUUAAUAUUAAAUUCAACGAAAAUUGUAUCAAAAAAUUUUCACUUUUCUUUUAGUUCUGUAAAUAAACAAUAAUAAAAAAAGUAUUUU
Messenger RNA from Parasteatoda tepidariorum (common house spider), 1926 nucleotides. The record is from RefSeq and is a predicted model, not a curated record. Lineage: Eukaryota; Metazoa; Arthropoda; Arachnida; Araneae; Theridiidae.